Molecule: messenger RNA, 1644 nt
Organism: Linum trigynum
Lineage: Eukaryota; Viridiplantae; Streptophyta; Magnoliopsida; Malpighiales; Linaceae
Source: the annotation of a GenBank genome assembly
AUGGAGAUAACUCCUUCUCCAAUCGGUUCCUGCAACAAAGAGUUCCAGAAGAUCUACCAGGAUUGGUUCAACUACGCCGAUUCAGAUGGAGACGGUAGAAUUACUGGCACCGACGCCAUUAAAUUCUUCGGCAUGUCGAAUUUGCCUCGUCCCGAUCUUAAACAGGUGUGGGCUAUGGCGGACACCAAGAGGCAAGGAUACCUUGGCUUUAAAGAGUUCGUUGCAGCUAUGCAGUUAGUCACCUUGGCACAAUCCGGGAAGGAGAUAUCAAGUGAAAUCCUGCACAGCGAUGUUGAUUUUGAAAAUGUGCCUCCUCCCAUGAUGGAAGGUUUAGCGGAGCUUUUGGCUAAGAAAAAGAGGUCAACCUCCAGAUCAACUGAUUUUGAUGCUAAUGGUAGUCCUCCGGUUGAAACCUCACCUUCGGUACGUUGGUUUUCUUCUACGAAAUCUGCAAAGAAGGUCCCACUAUCCUCGGUGACAUCCAUAAUUGAUGGUUUGAAGAAGUUGUAUCUUCAAAAGCUGAAACCAUUGGAAGUUGCUUACCGCUUUAAUGAUUUUGUAUCUCCACUAUUGACAAAUAGUGAUUUUGAUGCCAAGCCCAUGGUUAUGCUAUUGGGCCAGUACUCCACAGGGAAAACAACAUUCAUUAAACAUCUACUUAAAAGUAGCUAUCCUGGAGCUCAUAUUGGACCUGAACCUACCACAGACAGAUUUGUUGUUGUUAUGUCUGGACCAGAUGAGAGAAGUAUUCCAGGCAAUACUGUGGCAGUUCAGGCAGACAUGCCAUACAGUGGACUAACAACUUUUGGAACUGCAUUUCUGUCGAAAUUUGAAUGUUCUCAAAUGCCGCAUCCUCUGCUGGAGCAUAUCACAUUUGUAGACUCACCUGGAGUGUUAUCUGGAGAAAAGCAACGAAUCCACCGGUCUUAUGAUUUUACUGGUGUGACGUCAUGGUUCGCUGCUAAGUGUGACCUUAUUUUGCUUCUCUUUGAUCCUCACAAACUUGAUGUUAGUGACGAGUUCAAGCGUGUCAUUUCAUCUUUACGUGGGCAUGAUGACAAGAUUAGGGUGGUUCUGAACAAGGCAGACCAAGUUGAUACGCAGCAACUAAUGAGAGUUUAUGGAGCCUUGAUGUGGUCAUUGGGGAAAGUCCUCAAUACUCCUGAAGUUAUGCGUGUCUAUAUCGGCUCAUUCAAUGAUAAACCAGUAAGCGAAAAUGCUGUUGGGCCACUUGGGAAAGAGCUUUUUGAGAAAGAACAGUCUGACCUUCUCUCUGAUCUAAAAGAUAUUCCCAAGAAGGCUUGUGAUCGAAGAAUCAAUGAAUUUGUGAAGCGUGCACGGGCUGCAAAAAUACAUGCUUACAUUAUUAGCCACCUUAAGAAGGAGAUGCCAUCCAUGAUGGGUAAAGCAAAGGCUCAGCAAAGACUAAUUGAUAAUUUGGCAGACGAAUUUGGAAAGGUUCAAAGGGAGUUUCACUUACCUCCAGGUGAUUUCCCAAAUGUAGAGCAGUUCAAGGAGGUUUUGAGCGGGUACAACAUCGACAAGUUUGAAAAGUUGAAGCCCAAAAUGAUCCAAGCUGUUGAUGACAUGCUCGGGUACGACAUCCCUGAUCUCUUGAAGAACUUCAGAAACCCUUACGACUAA